This is a messenger RNA of Ilex paraguariensis (yerba mate), 829 nucleotides long. Lineage: Eukaryota; Viridiplantae; Streptophyta; Magnoliopsida; Aquifoliales; Aquifoliaceae. The record is from the annotation of a GenBank genome assembly.
AUGGAGUUCAAGUGUUUGGUUGCAAAAGAAAGUGCUGAUGUCAUUAUACUGGAUGACAAUUUUACAACCAUAGUGAAUGUAGCUAAAUGGGGACGUACAAUAUAUAUCAACAUUCAGAAGUUUGUGCAGUUCCAGUUAACUGUCAAUGUUGUCGCACUAAUGAUCAAUUUUCUUUCUGCAUGCAUCUCAGGUGAGUUGGUCAAUAUCGCUCUGAUGAUCAAUUUUCUUUCUGCAUGCAUAUUGGGAUCUGGACUCCUUACGGUUGUGCAGUUGCUAUGGGUCAACCUGAUUAUGGACACACUAGGUGCAUUGGCAUUGGCUACGGAACCGCCAAAUGAGGGACUGAUGGAUAGGCCUCCUGUUAGGAGAGAUGUGAGUUUUAUUACCAAGGCCAUGUGGAGAAAUAUUAUUGGUCAUAGUGUUUAUCAACUGGCUGUCCUUUUAGUUCUUAAUUACAAUGGGAAGCAACUUUUGAGACUUACAGGAUCAGAUGCUACAGCCAUUCUCAAGACUUUCAUAUUCAACGCCUUUGUCUUUUGUCAGGUAUUAUUUGAGGUUUAGAAUAUUAUUUCGAUCAAGUUAUGUUUGCUAGUUCACUUGGCCACUAUUACAUCAUUUUUGGUCCAAAAGUAACUUUUGUUGCUUUUUCUGGGUUUUUAAUCUCUUAUUUGGGUAAAUAGAUGAAACUAGCAAACAUCCGAAAAAAACUGAUCAUGAAUCCACUGUCCACAUCAGUUACUUUGUGAAUCCUUCAGGUGUGUUGGAGUAUAGAUAGUAGUCUAGGUUUAUUAGGAUUCCUUUUCUCUUUUUUACCUUUACUAUGAUUUUU